Messenger RNA from Heterotrigona itama, 258 nucleotides. NCBI's taxonomy places the organism in Eukaryota, Metazoa, Arthropoda, Insecta, Hymenoptera, Apidae. The record is from the annotation of a GenBank genome assembly.
AUGUUCUUAUUCAACUCGCGUAAUUCUCAUUGUCUCGUUUUUUUUUUUUUUUUCUUCUUUUUGGUUUUUUCUGCUCUUGUUGAAAUUCAGAUUGGAUCGAUGCAACGUGAUUCGGACGAUGACGAAGGUAGUAAAAUUUGUCAAAUGGAGUAUCAAGUUACGAAGAAAAUGCCAGGGAAGUGUUUCAAACUAAGUCGUGGAAUAACCGGUUGUGUCUCCGGCGAUUACGUGAACCCAUUCCACCCUGAUUGCUUCUAA